This is a messenger RNA of Seriola dumerili (greater amberjack), 993 nucleotides long. RefSeq names its product oral cancer overexpressed 1 (gene lto1). The record is from RefSeq and is a predicted model, not a curated record. The transcript has 5 exons. Bases 135 to 545 code for a protein of 136 amino acids. NCBI's taxonomy places the organism in Eukaryota, Metazoa, Chordata, Actinopteri, Carangiformes, Carangidae.
CGGAGCAGACUGUCGAUAAACGGUGUCAGCAUCAGCAGCAGGUCGGUUCACCGCUGUGGAGGUUUAAACACACGGACUGUGAGACUCUGACGAAGAAGAAGAACAAGAGGAAGAGGAAGAAGAAGAAGACAGUGAUGGCCGAUGAUCUGUUCGACAGUAUUGUGCUGGCAGAUGAAAAGUUCCGGGGGGAGGGGUACCGGGAGGGCUUCGAGAGGGGAACCCGCCGAGGACUGCAGGACGGCCGCAGACAUGGGGCCUCUCAUGGGGCCAAACUGUCCACCGAGAUUUCCUUCUAUUAUGGAUUUGCCAUCACAUGGAAAUGUCUCCUCCAAAAUAACACAGAUGUCAAAUCCAGGAAGCGUCUGAAAGCUCUGGAGGCUCUCUUGGGUUUGAUCCAGAACUGCCCUCAGGACGAUCCUCAGUCAAAAAAGCUACAGGAGGACAUGGAGAAGCUUCGCGCCAAGUUCAGACAGGUCUGCUCCAUGUUGAACGUCCCAACUGACUUCAAGGACUAUAUCAAGACCUCCGAGGGGACGUCUUUCUGAGUCUGUCCUGACGGUGAUGAUUAGGAGGAGGAGCCGAGACGACCUCCCACAGAGGAAGGUGAGCUGAUCUGCUACCGGCUUCCGGAUCUGGGAUCAGUGUCAGAGGUGGCAGCUGACCCGUUUGUGGCGGACUCAGUAGAAGGUUUGGAGUGUGAAGCAGAGACUGUGUCGAUCUGACUGCCGUCUUUGUGGGAGGGUGUGACGCGUAGAGUCCACGGUCCUCGUUAAACUGGAUCAGUCUGAGGAGGGGACAGCAGUAAGACUCAGGACCAGCAGGAAGACAUGAUGUUGUUUCCCGUUUGACCGAGACAGUGGAUUUAUUGCAGUGAUUGAGAGAGUUUCAGGAAGAUGCAUAAUUGGAACCGAAGAAACGGACAAGAAUGAGUUUUGUUUUUAAAAACUAUUUAACAGAACAAAGUCAAAAUAAAAUGUUUGAACACAAACUAGA